AUGACCAUUGAAUUGAAUACGCUGAGCUACUUGCUUCUCACCACGAUCAUCAGUGCAGCGUCUUUUAUUGCCAUUCAAAACGGAAAGCAUCCUGAUAUUCAUCCGUCUGUCCUGAACAAACAAAGCGAGUAUGCAACGCUGAGAUAUCCAGGAGAAAGUGCUGCCAUCAAAUCAAAUGCGCUUCCGAAUGGUCCUCCCUUACUGACCACCAGAGAUCGAUCCAUCAGGACUCUGAGCGAACUGUAUCAAGUUGCGCUAAACAAACACAAAGGCAAACAAUUUAUAGGAGCCCGAGACUCGACCAGAAAGAGCGUUGUUUGGCAACUCUAUGAUGGAGCAUAUGAAAAUAUACAGCACAUCUUUUCUGGGCUCAUCUACAAAGCCAAGCUGGAGGCGAGCACCGAAAAGGAAUCAUCCUUUGUGGGAAUAUACGCCUCCAGUUCCCCAGACACGUUUUGGAUUGAAAUGGCUUGUCACUGGGGUGGUCUGGUGACAAUACCCAUAGCCGCUCAGGCCACAUCAUCACAUAUAGUCCAUGUGAUCCGCGAUACAAAGCUCACUACAUUGGUGAUUGACAAAACUCACCUAGAGUACGUUUUGCGCUUGGUGGAAGGAACAAGUGUAAAGCAUAUCAUUGUGCUGGGGGAAGAUGCAGACUAUGAAGAGCAAGAAAAGUACUUUGGACUCUGUGUUACCAGCUUCAGCCAAUUGCAAACUUUAGGAAAUGAGCAUUUCGUUGAUAGAUCAGAGAAAUCAACAAAUGACUCCAUCGCCAGCAUAUACUACAGCACGAAUCCACAGAAAAAUAUUCCAGAUGUCAAUGACCCACAGGAUGACAAAUUACUUGGGGUUGUCUUGACGCACAAGAACCUAAUUUCCGCCAUAUCAAGCAAUCUCGGUCAUACGCCAAUGAGUCACAAGUUCACGUCAAAAGACACCCUGAUGCAUAGUUUUGCAAUUGAUAAUGUGCUGGGCUACGUACUACAAGCUGCGAUAUGCUUUGUGGGAGGAUCCAUAGGUUUCGAGGAUAAAGUCUUGCUAAAUGAAUUCAAUCUAGAUGUUGGCUCUGUUUUGACGGCAAUCAAGGAGGUGAAGCCAACAAUCUAUGCCAGUGGUGGUCCAUUUCUAAAGCAGGUACGGAGGCUAAUCCUUGGGAAAUAUGGCAAUUCCUUCUUAUUUCAACGAGGUCUGGAUAGAAAAGACAGAUAUCAUAAGGAAGGCAAACUUGUUUCUGAUUGCAAAUACGACAUGCUUGUAUUUCGAUACAUCAGACAGCAGCUCUUUGGUGGCCAAAUGCGCAUGCUGUAUCUGGAUAAUGAUGAUGCUCCCAAAGUAGAUCUUGGGUCAUUCUAUAGGUCCAUUCUAGGUGCGCAGGUACUCAAGACUUUCAGUCGGCCGGAAACCAGUUCUAGUAUGAUGACAACUAUCGUUUUUGAUUACGCUCUGGAUAAGAGAGUGGUGGGACCACCGCUAGCUUCGAUACACGCCAAACUGAUCGACAAGAAAGAGAAGGGGUACACAGCAGAAGAUUUACCAAAUCCGAGAGGCGAGAUUCAUGUCAGUGGCAGCACGGUGUUUGCAGGCUAUUGGAAUAAACCACUAGCGACAGUGGAGGUCGUAGAUUCUGAUGGAUGGUAUUCAACAGGAAUGAUUGGUGAGCUAUUGCCUAACGGCAGUAUUUUGCUUUUGGAGCCGUCAAAGUAA
This is a messenger RNA of Mucor velutinosus, 1704 nucleotides long. RefSeq lists its product as uncharacterized. The transcript is spliced from 11 exons. Gene Ontology annotation, biological process: long-chain fatty acid metabolic process. The coding region runs from base 1 to 1704 and encodes 567 amino acids. Gene Ontology annotation, cellular component: endoplasmic reticulum; membrane. The record is from RefSeq and is a predicted model, not a curated record. NCBI's taxonomy places the organism in Eukaryota, Fungi, Mucoromycota, Mucoromycetes, Mucorales, Mucoraceae. Gene Ontology annotation, molecular function: long-chain fatty acid-CoA ligase activity.